Galleria mellonella (greater wax moth) is the source of this 2899-nucleotide messenger RNA. RefSeq names its product zinc finger protein 699-like. The record is from RefSeq and is a predicted model, not a curated record. The coding region runs from base 222 to 2810 and encodes 862 amino acids. The transcript has 13 exons. Gene Ontology annotation, cellular component: nucleus. Gene Ontology annotation, molecular function: zinc ion binding; DNA-binding transcription factor activity, RNA polymerase II-specific; RNA polymerase II transcription regulatory region sequence-specific DNA binding. Gene Ontology annotation, biological process: regulation of transcription by RNA polymerase II. Lineage: Eukaryota; Metazoa; Arthropoda; Insecta; Lepidoptera; Pyralidae.
UAUUAUCCCAAAGUAUUCUUAUCCUAUUAUUAUUAUCUUUUAUUAUUAUACAAUAUCUACCUAAAUUAUAAUUUAAAGAAUUGCAUAUAGUAAGUUUACCCUGAAACGAUGAAAUUUUUAGUAUUUUGUGCAAUGAAACAAAAGCCAAACUGUCAUCCUAUCUCAGAAAUGAAUUAAACUUUUUGUACGUUAAUUUUAUAUUAUUACUUAAUAUUAUAAUCAUGUUGGAGUUAAAAGCUUGUGCAGUGUGUUUCAGCACAAAUUUAAAGUUAUUUAAUAUGGACAGUGGUCACUUAAGACAUAACUAUAAUAUAGUUUCCGGAUUACAGACCUAUAAUGGGGAUAGUUUGCCAAGCUACCUUUGUUCGGAGUGCUGUGGCUAUGUCACACAUUUUACCAAGUUCCGUGAAAAAUGCCAGAGAGCAAAUUUUGCUCUACAAGAAAUGCUAGCUAGGAAUGUGGAAAUAAAUGAAAUAGUUCUUGAUGAUUUUAAUUGUGAAGUAAUUGGUAUUGAACCUAAACUCUGGUUCAUAGAUCCAUGUACAACACAUUAUGAAGAAGUUAAAUAUAAAUCAGAUGAUCAUAAGGAAAUAACUACACUUCCAACUGGUUACAUUCCAGUACUCCACUAUAACAUACUUCCAAAUGAAGACUCAUUUAGUAUUAAAAACAAAAUUUCUACAAAUUUAGAAAAAACAGAAAUAACUAAUGUGCAAUUGGAAAAGACAGAAGACACUGAUACUAUUGUGAUUGAUGAUGAUAAUGGAUCUGAAAAUAGUGACUUGAAUGUGGAGCAAAAUGGUGUGGAAGAAUUGACAACGGAGCAAAAUGACAAUAGUCAGGAACAAAAUGAUCUCUUUGAUAGUGAUAUUGUUGUAAAUGAUGAUGACAAAGUGCAAGAUUCUGAUAAUGUAUCACAAAAAUCAGAAGCGAAUGAGGUGUAUGUAAAACCAUGUAUGGUUGAAGAGUAUGCUAAUGUGUACAUAAUAACUAUGCAAGAGGCAAAAGCAGCUUAUGAGAUUCAUAAAAUGUUUAGCUCCGGUGAUUACCGUUGUGAAAUCUGUAACAAAGCAUAUUCUAAUAAAAGACUUUUCCAAAUUCAUUUACGUAUGCAUGACAAGCACAAACGAGGUUCAUUCCUGUGUGAAUUGUGUAUAUACUAUUAUAGAACAGAAUCUCAAUUAAAAACUCAUAUGAUAGAAAAGCAUAUAUACAAAUACGUGUGUAGAAAGUGUCCUGAAGUCAAUUUUAAAAGAACAUCAGCAAAACAACAUUACGUCUUGUCGCAUAUACUAUGUCAUAAGAAACAUCCUGAUUGGGAUCGAGUCAAACCUAAAUGGUUAAGACGGAGAGGUAGUAAACGAGUGAAAUCAGUUCAAAAGAUUACAAAGUUACCUGACGACUAUCCAAUAAUAUCAGCAGUCAGCCAAGAGGAGCAAUAUAAAAUUGUCGAGGAUAGAAAAGAAACGACAAAUUAUAUCUAUUCAUCAUUUUCAUGUAAAUUAUGCUAUAGAGGCUUUAGGGUAUCUAGUACGUACACCAAACAUAUGAAGAAGCAUGAUCCGGUGUACGCAGGCCAAUUUCAAUGCGAUAUGUGCAAACUAUGUUUCGUGAGCACCCAAAAAUUAUCUCUUCACAUGUACUUUACCCAUCUGUUCAAGUUGUCAUGCAAGAUAUGCAGUUUUGUUUGCUAUAACAAGAAUCGAGGAAAGGCGCAUUAUUAUUGGCACAAGAAUGUCACGUACAAUUGUUCACAUUGUAAUCGGUCUUUCAGAACGCAGACAGCACGGUCAACUCAUAUAAGGAUGUACCAUCCGUCCACGAUUGUUUGUGAUUUGUGCGGACACAGCUUUGUGAGUGAAAGCGGACUCAUGAAUCAUAAGUAUAUCGCCCACAGAAACGAGCAGGUCGUACAGAACAGACGUGAUGAGGGCACAUUGGCGGUAUGGACGUGGUCAAAUGCAAAGGUGGAUGGGGAGGAUGAGCGGAAUGUGGACAAGGAUAAUGUGGGUCAGCCAGAGGCACAAAAAGCAGAGGAACCGCCGGAUAGGUUGGCGAUGGCAACAACAGAAGAUACGGAGAAGGCAGCCGAGAACCCUCAUUACUGCCCCGAUUGCGAUGUGCGGUUUGCUAAUGCGAACGCGUAUAUUACGCACCUCGGCAGCUCCAGUAAACACACCGUCACUAACAAAUCGGGUAGACUGAGUACGCAGAAGCCACGAUUAAGAAAAACCGAUGUACAUAACGCUGGCUACAUCACCGCCAUCGAAUGUGCAGUGUGUAACCAAACCCUGGCCAAUACUACGUUGGCACAACAACACUACAAGACGGAGCACCCCGGCGUGCACUUCCCCAAACGUUACAUGUGUGAAAAGUGUGGAUACAUUACCAGUCUAUACUCGAACCUUGUAUUACACAUACGUACACACACCAACGAGAGGCCAUUUAAAUGUCCGCACUGCGACCGUGGCUUCACUUCUUCAUGUAACAGAGAUCGCCAUGUUCUUUCACAUACAGGCGAAAAGCCAUUUCAGUGCCACCAUUGUCUCCGCCGGUUCCGACAGAAGAAUGAAUGUAAAAUGCACAUACAGCAUGCCCAUCUGAAAGUACCGUACCCGUCCAGAGCUAAGAAGAAGCGAACACAGCGCAAGGAAAUCGAGGGUGGGCCGAAGGAAGUUGAAGGAAUAACACCUGUGGCAGUCAACGCAGCGAAUGCGGUGACUCCAGUUUGCGUACAACUGCCACCGCAAAUAUCGCUAGAUCAUCGCGGAGAUUAUUUAAACGCGUACAUAAAUUAUACCGAUUUAUAAAUGUCUACUUGUAUAGUAUGCGGAAUAUUCUAGCUGUUUAAUAUUUUAAGUAGGACAUUCUCUAUAUUGUUGGUUUUACAAAUGACAUA